AUGGUGGAUAGCCACAGCAAGUGGAUCGAGGUGUUUCCAUUACGCACGCUGACUUCGAAGGAAACAGUGGAGAAGAUCUCCGAAUUCAUCGGCAGAUUCGGUUCCAUCGGUACACUGGUGUCCGACAACGGGACUGCAUUUUCUUCGGAAGAGUUUCAAGAUUUUUGUUCAUCCCGGGGAAUCAAGCAUUUGCGGACAGCACCCUACAGCCCUUGUUCCAAUGGUGCUGCAGAGAACGCAGUCAAAACAGCCAAGAACGCGAUGAAGAAGCUAUCAUCGGAUCCGGCGUUCCAACGAAAGUCGGUAUCGUUGCAUUUGAGCGCAUAUCUGGAGAUGUAUCGCGCCACCAAGCACGCGACAACCGGUGAAAGUCCCUUCAAGUUGAUGUUCGGAAGAGAGAUGAGAAUCCGUUUCGACAAGCUGAAGGUAAAUCACGAAAAACGACAACGCGAGAAGAUUGAAGAACACCACCUCAAACAGAAGAGAACGGUAUUCCAGAUUGGUGAGACAGUCUAUGCAAGAGAUUACCGAAAUCCGAAGAAGCCGCUAUGGGUACGAGCAAAGAUCGUCAAGAAGAUUGGAGCUGUCCUAUACGAGUGCGUUUCGGACGAUCUAGGAAUUAUCAAGCGCAGGAGCCAUCAGUUGUUGAAAUACCCUUUCGAUGACUAUGACGACGAAGCAAGACAACCCACAGGCGCAGGUGCGUAA
This is a messenger RNA of Aedes albopictus (Asian tiger mosquito), 708 nucleotides long. RefSeq lists its product as uncharacterized. Gene Ontology annotation, molecular function: nucleic acid binding. The coding region runs from base 1 to 708 and encodes 235 amino acids. NCBI's taxonomy places the organism in Eukaryota, Metazoa, Arthropoda, Insecta, Diptera, Culicidae. Gene Ontology annotation, biological process: DNA integration. The record is from RefSeq and is a predicted model, not a curated record. The transcript has a single exon.